Molecule: messenger RNA, 417 nt
Organism: Guillardia theta CCMP2712
Lineage: Eukaryota; Cryptophyceae; Pyrenomonadales; Geminigeraceae
Exons: 8
Coding region: 1-417 (138 amino acids)
Source: RefSeq, a predicted model, not a curated record
AUGACAAGUGAGGCAGGGUUGCAGCGAUUGAGAAUCCUGAGAGGCGGGAAGGGGAAGGACGCAUCAGAUCAGCCGUCAUCUGAAUCGAAACCAAGUGGACAAGAGAUGCAGGAAGUGGAGAGGCUGCUGCAGGAGUAUGAAGCGAUCAAAGAGCGAUGGAUGGUUGGUGCUUACAUAAUCUUUCUUGUUCCAAGCGGCGAUGAGGCCGAGGAGAACCAGGACUCGUCAGACAUGGAAGAAGCUCAACAGUUUGUGCAAGAGAGUCAUACGUUGGACGCUCGUCUGAACAAGGAGUUGAAAGAUACUGUUACUGAGUUACAGGACAUCGUCACGAAAGAGCAGAGAUUAGAUGAGGAGCUCAGGAGGUUUGAGGAUUUUGAGCUUCAAAACAAACGGAUAGGAGACAAAUGUUCCUAG